AUGAACAACACAAAGCGAAAGUUCAACUCGCUUCUGCAAGGUCUGAGCGCGCCAAAACCCUCGCCUGCGACCGACAAGCCAAGACAGCCCCGGACGACCGCUGAAGUCGAAGAGCUCCUACAGAAACGCCGACGUUUGGGCGUGCCACAAUCCAAUGGCACAUCCCUCUCCACAAAACCGACGACAGCUCGUUCGACGAUAACAUCCCCUGGCCGGAGGCAAGAAGUCAAGGAGGAGAAGCCAGCUGCGCGGUUCAAUCCCAGCGAUCGUGGAGAAUUGCUCAAGAGGCUUGCGACGUUUCACGAUAUAACAGACUGGACGCCCAAGCCAGAGCGGCUGAGCGAGAUUGAGUGGGCGAAACGAGGGUGGGUAUGCCACGGCAAGGAGACUGUGCGGUGCCUCCUGUGCAACAAGGAGCUGGUGGUCAAGUUGAAGAAGGAAGCCAACGCGAAAGAGGCAAUGCAGCCAACGUCUGCGGAGGUGGAGAAAGCCCUCGUAGACAAGCAACCUCCUACGACUGCCGCUCGCGAGCGCUACAGCAUCGUUGCAGGCACUCAGGGAAAGGGCCUGUCAAACCCUCGCAUGGGCGCUGUUCCCAACUCAGCCUCGUGUCACACUUGUCUCCGACGUCUUGGUCUGUGGAUGUUCAAAAGCAAGGAGAUCAAUCUGGAGACCAACGAGGUCAUUCUGCCCGCGCCAAUGGACCACCUUGAUCCAAUACGAGAGCAUCGCUUCUUCUGUCCGUGGAAGAACGCCGAAAUCCAGAAACGACAGUACUCCAAGCUUGCAGAACAGGAGGCGCAGCCUGGCUGGAGGGUGUUGCUACAGACCCUAGACAACGACGCCCAACUCAGGAGCAUGUACGAAGGGAAACCAAGGAGCAGGCCGCAGUCAACUGUAGACAUUCCUCACACGCCCUCCAAGGGACCACCAAGGACCCCGGGGCCUGCGACACCUGCGACACACUCAGGGCUACCGCUUACACCGGCCACCGUGGCCACUCAGGGCGUUGAAGAUGAGGAGAAGGUGCAGGAGGCCAAGGACAAGGAGAGGUGGGCGAGGCUGAAAAGAGUAAAGAGCCUCUUUGAUCUGCGCGGCGCGCGGAAACGCGGCAAGUCUGCCAGUCGACCCGGGACUAGUAAUUCGACCCGCACGACAGGCGGCGAUGUAGCCGAUGCGACGACCUGA
Molecule: messenger RNA, 1188 nt
Organism: Emericellopsis cladophorae
Lineage: Eukaryota; Fungi; Ascomycota; Sordariomycetes; Hypocreales; Bionectriaceae
Product: c3hc zinc finger protein
Exons: 3
Coding region: 1-1188 (395 amino acids)
Cellular component (GO): nucleus
Molecular function (GO): zinc ion binding
Source: RefSeq, a predicted model, not a curated record